Messenger RNA from Eucalyptus grandis, 2042 nucleotides. Its product is annotated as laccase-15. The coding region runs from base 122 to 1804 and encodes 560 amino acids. The transcript is spliced from 7 exons. Gene Ontology annotation, molecular function: copper ion binding; hydroquinone:oxygen oxidoreductase activity. Gene Ontology annotation, cellular component: apoplast. The record is from RefSeq and is a predicted model, not a curated record. Gene Ontology annotation, biological process: lignin catabolic process. NCBI's taxonomy places the organism in Eukaryota, Viridiplantae, Streptophyta, Magnoliopsida, Myrtales, Myrtaceae.
UCGAUGGAAGGUGAAGGUCACAAGAAGAAAGAGACAGAGAGUACAACACAAGUCUCCUUCUUUGUUCUGGAUCAAGUGAUUGUUACAAGUUCAUUUUUCUCUUGUUGAGAGAGAGAGAGAGAUGGGAACAUUUCUAGGGUUUGUGGUCACCAUGACCCUGCUCUUUUGCAUGGCUCAAGGCGAAGUCCUCUACUAUGAUUUCGUGGUGAAGGAGACACCUAUUCAGAUGUUAUGUGGGACAAAUCAGACCGUAUUGACUGUGAAUGGUCUGUUUCCUGGGCCAGAGAUUCAUGCUCACAAAGGCGACACCAUCUACGUUAAUGUCACCAACACAGGACCUUAUGGAGUCACUAUUCAUUGGCAUGGAGUGAGACAAAUAAGAUAUCCCUGGUCCGACGGCCCGGAGUACAUCACACAAUGCCCGAUCCCUACAAACUCAAGUUUCCUUCAAAAAAUCAUACUCACUGAAGAAGAGGGCACACUAUGGUGGCACGCUCAUAGUGACUGGACACGUGCCACUAUACACGGCCCUAUAAUCAUUUUGCCUGUCAACGGCACCAACUACCCUUACAAGUUUGACGAACAACACACAAUCGUGAUAUCUGAAUGGUAUGCAAGAGAUACAAAGGACAUAAUUGAUGAGGCUCUCGCAACCGGAGGUGAUCCAGAUUUGUCUGUGGCCUAUACCAUCAAUGGUCAACCAGGAGAUAGUUAUUCAUGCUCAAAUGAUUCGACGUACAAUUUAACAGCUGUGCAAGGAAAAACUUAUCUCCUCCGCAUCAUCCAUUCCGGGUUGAACGAAGAGAUGUUUUUCGGCAUAGCCGACCACAAUAUUACCGUGGUCGGAAUGGACGGAGCUUAUUUAAAGCCGCUUAAUACUGAGUACCUCAUGAUAACUCCCGGUCAAACAAUGGAUGUUUUGGUCACUGCAAACCAAACCCCCGGUCGCUAUUAUAUGGUUUUUAGUCCGUUCGUCGACACCAAUGCCCCGUCCAAUGACAAUGUCACUAGGGGGAUAUUCCAAUACACCGGCACUUAUAACCAAUCAGAGACUCCGGUAUUACCCGAGCUUCCAGGUUUGACCAAUAAGAGUGAUGCCGGAAACUUCACCAUUCGGUUGAGGAGUUUGAAUAGUGCAGAACAUCCGUCCACAAUUCCGACCAACAUCACUAGGAACAUUACGAUCACGGUGUCCGUGAAUCAGCAGCCAUGUCCUGCUAAUCAAACAUGUAACGGUCCAGAUGGCUCAAUGCAUUCAGCAAGCUUGAACAACAUUAGUUUUUCGGCUCCCUCAAUCAGCAUUCUCCAAGCAUACUACAACAAUCUCCAAGGAGUCUACAACAAAACUUUUCCGGAUACACCACCUUUCGUGUUCGACUAUACCGGGAAUGUAUCGGCCUUAGGGGAAGCUGCCAAUGUGACUACCGAAGUGUUGAUGAUUAACCAUAAUGAGGAGGUCGAAAUAAGAUUCCAAGGGACCAAUCUCGGAGCAGCGGAGAAUCACCCCAUGCAUUUGCACGGCUAUAGCUUUUAUGUCGUCGGGAUGGGCGACGGAAAUUUCAGCGACUCCUAUGUAUCGCAGUAUAAUACAGUUGAUCCGCCUUUCGUUAACACCGUCGGACUCCCCAAAAAUGGGUGGACAGCAAUCAGAUUCAAAGCCGAUAAUCCAGGGGUGUGGUUCAUGCACUGUCACUUAGAACGCCAUGCGAGCUGGGGAAUGGACACAGUCAUCGUCGUCAAAGAUGGGCCGAACGAUGAUCAGAAGGUGCUUCCACCGCCCGACGACGUGCCUCCUUGCUCGUAAUCAGGAUGUUGUUUGCUUCUAGUCCUUAGGACAAAAGCUAUUGAUAUCACACUGGGAAUAAACCAUCUGAAUGUUGUGUCGAAGUUUGCAAUGCGGCAUCAUUCUAAUAAGUUUCAAUUGUAACACUUGUGUCGGCAAGUAAAAAGUUUUUGUUCGGUCCCACGAGUGACUUGAAAUGUAUUUUUCCGUUGCCGACAAUGAAUCCAUAAAGUCGAUUGAUAGGGGUGAAGUUUUCAAA